AAUAUGCCAAAAAGAGGUCGUCCGCGCUCGCAAGCAUCACAGGAAGCAGAUAAGCUGCUUAGAGUAGACAUAGAAGAUGCGGUAGAUGACAUUAUUCCAGUUGCGCUUGCAACAAAACUCAGACAAAGAUUAGCCGAGAUAGCUCCUGGGACUUCUGGUUGUCAGGAUGAGCCUAGACCAAUUACAGGGCGAAAACAUGAUCGACUCUACUCCCGUCGAACUCCGUCCGAAUUCAUAGACUGCCUGAAACGGCUGAAUCCCCGACAAAAAAAGGCUGUCACUGAUAUAGGAUUUGGGGCGGUCCUUGAUUUUGACGUUAAGGAAAUCCCGCCGUAUCUUGCUUAUUGGGUUCUGAGCGCCUUAAAUCUGCCCCGCUGCCAAAUUCAACUCACCGGCGGUGAACACCUUACUCUAGACGAGGAGGAUGUGCACCUCACGUUGGGGUUCCCUCGAGGGCCAAAAUUGAUAUCAAGGCCGGAGGAUAAGCAGUCAAACUUCGGCUUCAACGACCAAGUGGCAGAGAGAUGCCAGAAGGGUCGCUUUAAAAUGACACCAAAAGACAUUGCACAUCUUAUGAUGGCCGAGGUUGAUGGUGGAGACGACUUCAAGAAGCUGUUCAUGUUCCUCCUUGAAAAUGCGUUGAUAGAAACUCCUAGUGAUGGCCACUGCAAGCCGAAGAUUCUCCAUUUCAUCGACCAUGUUGCUGAUAUCAACAAUCUGAAUUGGUGUGGCUACGUGUUGUCUGUCCUGGAGGCCACACACCCGAGCUGGUCUAGCGGACAAUCUGUGGUUUAUCUAUACAGUGCAUUAUGUAUACAAACAAAGGCAUUAUUUACAAUAUAUUAUGCAUCAUGA
Salvia splendens (bonfire salvia) is the source of this 855-nucleotide messenger RNA. RefSeq lists its product as uncharacterized. NCBI's taxonomy places the organism in Eukaryota, Viridiplantae, Streptophyta, Magnoliopsida, Lamiales, Lamiaceae. Bases 4 to 855 code for a protein of 283 amino acids. The transcript is spliced from 2 exons. The record is from RefSeq and is a predicted model, not a curated record.